Messenger RNA from Aspergillus pseudotamarii, 1208 nucleotides. It is a transcript of the gene fmaF, whose product is annotated as Fe(2+)/2-oxoglutarate-dependent oxygenase fmaF. The coding region runs from base 135 to 965 and encodes 276 amino acids. The record is from RefSeq and is a predicted model, not a curated record. The transcript has a single exon. Lineage: Eukaryota; Fungi; Ascomycota; Eurotiomycetes; Eurotiales; Aspergillaceae.
CGCAUAGUCACGCUGUUAAUUAUUCCUACUACCCAUAACUACUUCAUCCUUGGCCGUUUUCCUUUCCCUGUAAGAUUCAAGCCUCAUUUUCCUUUUUCCCACAAGUCCUUAACCCCAUCAUUAUCACAUAUGUCAUGGCGACCAGUGCCGUGAGUGCCCAACAGCUUGCAGAAGCCAAGGCCAAAUUCAAGCAGGAUGGAUGGGCCGUCGUCCCCGAUGUGAUCGAUACCGAGAAAACAAAGCAGGUCGUCGAUCGCCUUUGGAAGGCGAAGGAAGAGAGUGAACGGCGAGGCGAUCCAACUUACCUGGACUGGCUAGACCCCAACUCCAGCAAUAUCCGUAUAUUCUACCUGAUGGAACUGGACCCGAUCUUCCGCGAGCUCAUCUCGCAUCCUGUCGCUGUGGAGAUGGUUCAAUCCGCAUUGGGUCAAAACUUCCUUGUCUCCAACUUCACAGCGAACAUCGCACUUCCCGGAUCGAAGUCAAUGGGUCUACACUCCGAUCUCUCCCUACAGUGCCCCGAUCCUUGGUUGUCGACUUGGGGUUUGAACGUGAUCUGGUGUCUGCAUGAUGUUUACUACGAGAACGGUGCCACCUUAUACAUCCCUGGUAGUCACCACUGGAAGACUAAGGCAGAGGUGCCCCCUGAGGAGGAGGCGAGGAAGCUCCUAGUACCAUUUGAGGCCAAGGCUGGGUCAAUCAUCGUGAUGGAUGGGCGUCUCUGGCACACGUCUGGCUGCAAUGUCACUCAGGAUAAAGAGCGGGCGCUUUUGUUCGGGGCUUACAAUGCCCCCUUCUUGAGAGGUCAAGUGAACUGGGGUGUUGGGCUGUCGGAGGAAACGAAGAAGACCCUGAGUCCGCAGCUCCGGGAAUGGCUGGGAGUUAAUCGGGACGGCAAUCUUGGAGUGGUGACAGGAGUCAAUGAUGUUUUUGCCGAGGGUGCUGCUCCACCUACCCAGACCUGAUUAUACGAUUCUUGUUUGGAUUUUGAAACGUAGUUACUGUUCUUAUGAGGUGAAGCGAACCUGGAAUGAUCAUCCUCCUCUUGUCACAUUUCCAGUCGCCGCAAUAAUGCUUAUUUUUUGGUCUAUCUCCUGGGGUUCCACGACUUAAACACUACGUCGAGAGGUGCCAUAUACACAUCGCGAGUUAAAACAAGGGAGGAAAAAAGGAGAGAAACAAUAAAGAGGACGGGGAGUCGGAUUAGA